GGAUGUUGUGAAAACACAGAUGCCAUGUUUUGUGCUCAGUAGUGAUCAAGACGGCGUUGGGGCUUUAGGCCAUUUUCAAGACAUGAAAACCAGAGAAUUAUGGAGAGUCAUGUGUGCUGUUUAAAAGACAUAGAGGACGUGACGUCAAACUCUGCUCGCAGUGUGCAGCUUGAGAGGACCAAAACCUUGAUCGAAGAGAUCCGUGCUUUGAUCAAGAACAAUGAGGCAGAGUAUUGCUCCUUCUGGAGGCCUGUGCUCCCCUGGGGGGGUGUGUACACGAUACGGGCUGGUCAGAAGGCUGUCUCUUGUAUACCCCUGUACGUUAAAAUCAAUCUGAAAAACACCUGCACCAUCGAUGGCUUCCUCAUGCUCUUGUACGUCAUCCUGCGGGAUAAUCAGACGUUCCGCCGGGAAGUGGGUUUGUUCUUGGGGAAGCGCUUUGUGGAGCACUUUCUCUAUCUGAUGGACUCUUACGAUUACACCACAGUCAAGAUUUUGUGGAUCUGGGACAGGAUGUCUAAGCGUCAGUACCGCUCCGAGAUCCAUCAAGCCGCUCUGGAGAUCGACCUUUUCGGCAACGAGCAUGAGAACUUUACCAAGAAUCUGGAGAACCUGAUGUCUACCAUGCAGGAGAGUUAUUGUACUAACUGGUGCUGUCCGUCUCGUUUCCAGGAGCUCCUUCAGAACACCAUAAAUAUCAACCCCCCACAUGAGCUUCCUGAUAGAGAUCCUAUUCAAUCAGCAGUGGAUGAGUUCUUCUGUCCAAAGAUAGUCCUCUGCCACGAAUAUGGGUGUAAAGGACUACGAGAGUUCUCCCAGAGAGAGUUCUGCCACGGUGCUCCUCCCUUCAUCAUCCUGAACAUGCAGAUGUGGAAAUCUGAGGACCUUUCCUACGUUCCGUACCAUUUGGCUUUGUCUGAUCACAGGUACUCUCUAGAGGGCGCCACUCUCUUCAACAGGGAGGAACAUCACUACUCUGCGGCGUUCCAAAUCGAUGGGUACUGGAUGCACUACGAUGGGCUUCGGAGCGACAACUUGAUCUUAUUGAACAAACCACCGGAGCUGCUGCUUCUGUCCUCCCUGGUGUACGUGCGCUCUCAUGAAAAAUGACACGCGGAGGUGUCCUGUCUUUUCCGCGUGGAUUUCAUUCCAUCCAAGAUGGAAGCCACUUGUUUAUUCAGUUUGUCUCAGCCUUCAAAUGAGUUACAUGGGGUAUGAGUGUUGUUGGCUGGAAUGGAAACCAGCAGAUAAAACUCUGCUUGGGAAUAAGACAGAAGACUGGAAAUGCAUCAUCACAAAGUCUUUGGAUUCUCCUCCUUUCCUCGUGUCCUUGCUUGUUAACGUAGUCGCCGUAAUCCUUCUUGUAUAUUUACCCAGACAGUUAACUCAAGGAUACUUUUAUUACAAACAUUCUCUAUUAACAACUGCAAAUUUUGUAAUAAUAAUAAGGAUAAGUUGUAGGGUUUUAUUUUUUUUUUACUCUAAAGAAAUAAUGCUUUUCUACUUUCGUAACAAAUGCUACAAUUCGGUAAAGCCGAGUUAAACCGCUUCGACCUUUUUAGGUCGUGCUUGGAAUCCAAGAGUUUGUAAAUGGACUGUAAUAGUUCUGGGCUGGUAUGCGAAACUUUAAGAAUGUUACCUUAUAGAAGCACAGAACUUCUCUGUGUGUUCUGCUAAAACAUUUAUCAUAAAAACAACAACAAAUCAUGCACAAAUGUCAUUUUCCUAAAGGAAUUGUUUAAAAAAAAAAAUCACAUUGAACACAAAGAUCCAGUAAAUCAGAAGACUCUUCUGCAAUCCAGCGAUGAUUUAAAAGCUUUCAUAGCAUCCGGAUAUUUGGCUGAUCCAUACACUUGGCAGCAAUGUUUUUAAGUACGUUACUCAGAAACAGCCAGAAGUGUGACUGACUAGAGCAAGUGAUUAAUCAACACCAGAAAGAGCUGUUAGUUUGCACAGCGUUAUAUAAUUGGUGUCAGAGAAAAGUGCCAAAUGGAGUUCUCAGGAAACAAGGCGAAUAAUUGUUUUGUCCUCAUUAUGAAAUAAGAGUUCUGUUUGCUGUGGAAGAAUUUCACAGAUGUUCUACUUUCCUACAAAAUGUUAACGCAUACUAUCCCUGAAUUUGGAUGUAACUGUUAAUGUUUGUUUGUUGGCACCAUUGAGUAAGGCGUGUUUAAAAUUUGAUAUUUUUUCUUGAUUCUUGCUCAUAUAUUACUCAAGCCUUCUUAAAUACGUGUGUGAGAACCCGUACAGUCAUGAAAUGCGAUUAAGCAGCAUUUUAAAAUCAUGACUAAUUCUGGCCUGUAUGAGUAAUACUUACAAUAACUGUCAGUUUCUAAAUGUUUCUUUUCUAAAUUUCAGUACACAACUUGGUUUACACAAAGAUGGCUAUAUUUAUAAUUAUUACCUAAAGAAUUUUUGCACUUACUUUUAAUUAAAAAAAAAAUUAAUUGUAUUCAUUACUUGUUUUGCCUGUAUUGUUUUGUUUUGAGGAAAAGCACCAAUGAGUGAUGAGUAAUCAAACAGGAAAUCGCAUUAAGCACUCUUGAAUGCAGUAAAUGGCUUCUUAGUGUUUUUUAAUAGAAUUUUCGGAUGAACUUUAUAUUUUGUUAUUGAAUAAGGGGUUGUUGAAAUGUCAGUACGUCUGUAAAAAAAAAUAAUAAUAAUGCAUCGGGUUUAAACCAGGGGUUCAUGACCCCAUUCACCGUCUCAAGUGUUAUUACAGUUAAGGUCAUAAGUUUUCCAAGAAAAAAAGAAUUAUCAUAAAAACUGCAUUUUUUGUUUUUUAUUUAGUUCUGCCCUGAAUAAUCUAUUUCACAUAACGGAUGUUUACAUACAGUAAAGUCCACAAAACUAACUGAAUUUACACAAAUGAACCAGUUUAAAAGUUUACACUCGAUUCUUAAUACCGUGUGCUGUUAGCAGGAUGAUCAGCGACUGUGUUUAUGUUUUGUGAGUUGUUCAUGAGUCCCUUGUUUGGCCUGAGCACUUAAACUGUCCACUGUUCUUCAGAAAAAUCCUCCAGGUCCUGCACAUUCUUUACUUUUCCAGAAUCUUCUACAUAUUUGACUCCUUUCCAACAGCGGCUAUAUGAUGUCAAGAUCCAUCUUUUCACACUGAGGACGACUGAGGGACUCGUACACAACUAUUACAAAAGGUGCAAACGUUCACUCAUGCUCAAGAAGGCAACACGAUACAUUAAGAACCAGGCGGGUGUAAACUUUUGAACAGAUCUUUUUUUUGCUUAAAGAUUUUAUUUUUUCAUUUAGUACUGCCCUUCAGAAGCUACAUAAGAUGUAUGUUUCCCAGAAGACAAAAUAAUAACAAUUUACACCGAUCAUCCUGUUCAAAAGUUUAUACCCCCCCCAGCUCUUACUGUAUCAUGCUGCCUUAUUGAGCAUCAGUGUAUGUUUGCAGCAAAGAAUGUGCAGGAGCUGGAGGGACUCGUGAAGAACUAUCACAAAACAUGAAAACAGUUUUGAACAGGAUGAUCAGUGAAAAUUGUUAUUAUCUGAGCCGAUUCUGUGCUGUAACUUCAAGCUGCGUUGUAUUCCGAACCAACAUUUGCACCAAUGUCUCCAUUACUUCACUGUUUGGAUUUGGAUUUCCCAACAUGACGUUGAACAUCGCUGGAAAA
This is a messenger RNA of Ictalurus furcatus (blue catfish), 3634 nucleotides long. RefSeq names its product chromosome 9 C14orf28 homolog (gene dorip1). Lineage: Eukaryota; Metazoa; Chordata; Actinopteri; Siluriformes; Ictaluridae. The record is from RefSeq and is a predicted model, not a curated record. Bases 100 to 1110 code for a protein of 336 amino acids. The transcript has 5 exons.